GGCCGACUGGUGAAUGUGGCGACCCAACCGGAUGUUACCAAUUUAGUCAUCCGGGCAGCUGAGAGGACGUUUAGCAUUGUAGCUAAUGCUGUCAAAAUAGACAAAAUCGUAGUAUUUUAUGAAUCUUUUCACAUAGUGGAUCCAAAACUUUGAAGAGUAACAAUGAUUAAGGCCAUUUUGAUAUUUAACAACCACGGGAAACCGAGGCUGAUUCGAUUCUAUCAGUAUUUUGCAGAGGACAUGCAGCAGCAGAUCAUUCGAGAGACUUUCCAUCUGGUUUCGAAGAGAGACGAUAAUGUCUGUAACUUCCUGGAGGGUGGAAGUCUCAUCGGUGGCUCCGACUACAAGCUGAUCUACCGACACUAUGCGACUCUCUACUUUGUCUUCUGUGUGGACUCAUCUGAGAGCGAGCUCGGCAUUCUGGACCUGAUCCAGGUGUUUGUGGAAACGCUGGAUAAAUGCUUUGAAAACGUCUGUGAGCUGGACCUCAUAUUCCACAUGGACAAGGUCCAUUAUAUCUUGCAGGAAGUGGUGAUGGGAGGCAUGGUGCUGGAGACCAACAUGAACGAGAUUGUGGCUCAGGUGGAGCUGCAGAACCGCAUGGAGAAGUCUGAGGGAGGUCUAUCAGCCGCUCCAGCUCGCGCCGUUUCUGCUGUGAAGAACAUGAACCUGCCGGAGAUUCCCCGCAACAUCAACAUCGGAGACAUCAAUAUCAAAGUCCCGAGCCUCUCCCCGUUCUGAGAAGCAUCCCAGCUGAGCUCUGCAGGGCCGAUGUACUACUGAUGUCUCCAUUUCUCUGCUGUCCCCGUCCGCCCAGCUCUGUAGCUAAGACUGAGAAAACAGAUUUUAUAUAUGUACUUCAGAACCACAGCAGCUCACUCUCCCCCUCAUUCCAGUCUUUUCAUGUACAAGAGAUAAGCUGCGGAUUGCUUUUGAGUUCUGCUGUAUGCAAAUAUAGUUACAAAGGAUUUGUACAAUGAUGUAAAAUUUGUCUCUAUAAAGCCACAAGAAGAAUUAAUAUAAGUAUCUUUACACUUUCUGUUAUUCUGUGUGUGUGUGUGUGUGUGUGUGUGUGUUGUGUAGCUGUCCUGUUGAUUUCCUGCUCUCUCCAAAAGAAAAAUGACCAUAGAUCCCGUGUGUAUUUUCCUGCACAACUCUUCCAGAUCCCUGACAUUCAUCACCGGUUGCUCUGUUCUGAAAACAUUCCCUCCUGUCUGAAGGAAUGAGCACAGUUCACUGUAAUAUGACCCUUUGGCUUCUGCAUCGGGCUAUAAUUACUUAAACACAUCUUUAUCUUCUGUUCCAGGCGGGUGUUCAUGCCAGCUGGGAUUAGACUCCUGUGCUUGGCUGCUGUCACAAUUUAUUUUCCCUUCUCUGUAAUAUAUUGUGUAUGUGGACAUCCUUGUGAUUUGUGAAUAAUGCGGUUGUUCCCCUGGGUGCAGCUUGUGCUCACUAUGGCAAAUGUAAAAGCUGUGUGAUUGAGGUCAUGAUACGAGCUUGCAAACAUCUGUUCAGAGAUGUGACAAACUUAUGUUGACCAAUCUUGCAGCGUGAUUAUGUCUCAUGGUUUUAUUUAGUGGUUUGAUAGAAUCAGACUCGUAUCCGAGCCAUAGUCUGCUGGUAGAUAAACCAUAAAAUCCUGUCAAGCCUCCAGAGGAAGGAAAUAUGUCUCCAUGUUAAAGACGCUCCCUGCCAAGAAAUUAAAAUGAAUGAAAAUACA
Messenger RNA from Hippoglossus stenolepis (Pacific halibut), 1720 nucleotides. Its product is annotated as AP-3 complex subunit sigma-2. Gene Ontology annotation, cellular component: intracellular membrane-bounded organelle; AP-3 adaptor complex; membrane coat. The record is from RefSeq and is a predicted model, not a curated record. The transcript is spliced from 6 exons. Gene Ontology annotation, biological process: Golgi to vacuole transport; intracellular protein transport. Lineage: Eukaryota; Metazoa; Chordata; Actinopteri; Pleuronectiformes; Pleuronectidae. The coding region runs from base 163 to 741 and encodes 192 amino acids.